AUGUCCGACUCGCCUCCCCAACUUCACGCCGGAGAGGAGCCGCAGUCGGUCCCGGGGCAAGGCUCCGUGCAGGAGGCGGCCAGGAGCGCAGAGCAGCCCUGGGAGAACGGUCAGGAGGGAGAUGAGGAAGAUGAGGAGGAUGAUGUUCUGGAGGACGAGCUAGACUCGUCUCAGCUGCAAAAAGCCAUGAGAGACAGGAGGAGAGCCAAGUCUCUGCCCGCCUACCCGCGGCAGGCGGCGCUCUUCGGGGGCAUCUCCGGCAACGAGGGCAGGAAGCGGGUGAAGUUCGCCGACACCAUGGGCAUGACCCUGACCAGCGUCAAACACUUCAGCGCCCUGGAGGAGCCGCAGAUCCCGAGCAAGGUGCUGUCCAGGCUGCGCAGCUUCCCGCCGCAGCCGCAGGAGCUGCUCAACGAGCUGUGCACGGACUUCCGGGCCGGGCUGAGCAUGGACCGGCUGGUCGCCUGCUUCCCGGAGCCCGGAGCGGAGCGCGACCUGGCGGAGAGAGUCCGCCGGCUCCGCGUCUGCCUGGAGAAGUUAACCAUCACUCAGCUGGACGUGCGGGGCCAGAUCCGGGUCCUCACCGACUGCCCCAACAAGGAGGUCGGGUUGAGGUACACCUUCAACGACUGGCUCUCCCACGUGGACGCGCAGGCUCUGCCCGUGGCCGCGGAUCACCACUCGAGCGUGGUCGGGGAGCGCUACAGCUUCAUCAUGUACACGCCGCCCUUUCUGGACCCCUCCUCCUCCGUUCACUUCGCCGUUUACCUGAGAACUGACGACGGGGAGUUCUGGGACAACAACUCGGGGCAGAACUACACCCUGCGGUACUCCUGCAUGCCCAGCGACGCGCCGUUCACCAGCGCCGGUUUCCACGCCACCUGAAACCCUGCGUGCGUCGUGCGUAAAAGCUCUCCAACAACCGUGCGUAAGAAAAACA
Myripristis murdjan (pinecone soldierfish) is the source of this 940-nucleotide messenger RNA. RefSeq names its product protein phosphatase 1 regulatory subunit 3G (gene ppp1r3g). The record is from RefSeq and is a predicted model, not a curated record. Bases 1 to 885 code for a protein of 294 amino acids. Gene Ontology annotation, cellular component: protein phosphatase type 1 complex. Gene Ontology annotation, molecular function: protein phosphatase 1 binding; glycogen binding. Lineage: Eukaryota; Metazoa; Chordata; Actinopteri; Holocentriformes; Holocentridae. The transcript has a single exon. Gene Ontology annotation, biological process: regulation of glycogen biosynthetic process.